Oryzias latipes (Japanese medaka) is the source of this 4540-nucleotide messenger RNA. RefSeq lists its product as uncharacterized. The record is from RefSeq and is a predicted model, not a curated record. Gene Ontology annotation, biological process: lipid transport; lipoprotein metabolic process. Lineage: Eukaryota; Metazoa; Chordata; Actinopteri; Beloniformes; Adrianichthyidae. Gene Ontology annotation, cellular component: membrane; extracellular region. Gene Ontology annotation, molecular function: lipid binding.
GCUGGGUAAUUAGAAACUGUGCACCUCCCAAACGCGCGCUGAUGGUUCCAACCUGCGCACUCUGAAAGAUAAUCUGGAUUAUUUUCACAAAAGGGAAUUUAAAAUCGGAUCCGAUAUGAAGGGAGAGGAGGCUGAGGGAGACGUUGCGGCUGGACGCGUUGACGUGGGAUCCGGAGAGAGGACACCCAGUGUUAUGAAACUGCAAAACAUGCUUCUGAACGCUUCCCACAAUCCCUUCCUGAAAGACGGGUUUCUGGACUCCAGAUCACCAGACCUUGGUGAACCGUCUGCAAACCAACAGAAUAAAGGACAGGAGGGUCGUCAUCUCUGGCCUCAGAACGGAGUCUCGGCUAGAAGCAAUCCGUUCUACACGUAUUACCUGGAAUCGAGCAGUCAAAGUCCUCUGGAGGAGACGAACAAGAGGAAAAUGUCAGGAAGCACCAACCCUGACAAAAACCUUUUUGUUCGUCCUCCUGAACAGCAGAGCUCUACUCUGGACCUUUCCUCUAAAAUGAAGACCCUACCAAACGGGGUGAAGCUUCCAGGAUCCUUCACCAGCUCUCAAACCUUUAGUCAGGAGGACCACACUUUCCCACCAAGUUCUUUGGGGAGCAACACUGAUGCCACAGAUGCUUUUCUUGAUGGAAUUUUAAAAUCAUCCGAAUUUUCAAGCCCAAAUGCAGCUCUGACCCAGAAUUUGUCCAAUUCCUGGGAUGUGGACAUCUCAGACGUUGUCAGAAAUAAAGAUCAUGGUCCUUCCCGUGCUUUGAAAACAAACAAUUUAAUCCAGACAGGGCGACACAAUCAGGACAACUUGUUUGAACCUCCCCAAGCCUUUAAGGACCCUUUUGAGUCUCCUUUGAACACAGGACACGAUCUGCUCCAGUCUCCUCAAGCUGCUCCAGUAAACCCAUUUUCCAGCUCAGCCGCUUCAAAGGACGAUGGAUUUCAAUCAGCUCCAAGUGACGAUCUUUUUCAGGUCAAGGUCAUCCAGACUAAGGAGCAGCAGCUGUUGAGGUCGACUUUGAAAGGAAACGUCGACCUGUUUCCAUCUACAUCCACAAAUCCAGACGAUGUUUUUCCAAGUCCGCUUUCAAGGAACUUGUUCCACGACUUUAGCUUAGACGAUCCAUUUGACCGCACACCAUCCGAACCAGACAGUCUUCGGAGGGAUGCUCUGGAUGAUAUCUUUCUGCCAUACUCGUCUAGAGAUGAGAACAGGAGCACGUGUGACGCUACCUCGAAUGAAACCCCUUCACCUUCAACCCACGGUCUAACAAAUGUACCACCAUUUCUGCUUAAGAAAGUGCCUCCUCCAAUCCAGCCAAAACCCGUCCAGAAGCCAGCAGAGAUCGUCUUAACCACUCCUCAGGGAAGCAAACUUGAUGUGCUCCAGCCGUCACCCCUGAUUCUGGCCAGGAGUCUGACACCCAGCCCCACCCCACCUGAAAUGACUCAUGUGUCAACCAUCAAACGUCCACCCAUACCACUCCCCCGGUCCAAACCUCCCAGGCCAGAAAAACCACCACAACUAGACAAACUCCCAUCGCCAAUGACCUUUGUCAACUCAGAACCAGAAGCACCAACACAGCUCAUCAGAAGGGCCUUCAAGUCUGUUCGAAAACCAAGCUUUGCUCGCAAAACUCCGGAGAGAAAACCGUUGGAUCCUAACGACUUCGUGGUGUUAGAUGACAUCCUGUUGAUUGGCGAAGAAAAGUGUGUGGAAGACUGGCCUGAGGACUCUCCAGAACUUGAUCCUGAAUGGAAACCAUCUGGAAAACUGAAACUUCGAAGAGAUACACUGAGGAUGGAGCGGAAUGUGAAUGGAGAUGAAGACCAGGACCAAGCAGAAGAUCACAUGGAGAAAAAAGACAAGGCCAGGAUGUCUGUGUUGUCCAAGAGAGGCUCAAAGGAGAAGAUAGUCUUCAAAGGGGAGAGGAAGAGCAGCACUUUGCAACGAAAAUACUCCAGGGUAACGGAACCAGAGCCACGUACACAAAAGCAGGAGUUUCAAGCUUAUUCUACAGACCAGCAAACAUCUGGAGAACAGAAUCAGGAAGACGACUCCAGUAGCAUGGACUACAGAAAAAAAAAUCCCAAAAGCAAAGUCAGCCACCUGUUUCGAAGAGCGUCUUCUGCAGCGGUCAUGUCAGAGGGAAAACAGUGGGAUGGACAAGAAUUUAAGGACCUAAAAAAGAGAGACACAAUCACACGACGGUGGUCAGAGGGGAAAAUGUUGGAAGCAAGCUCUGGUGAAGAAGAGGAAGAAGAAGGCAGCGCCCAGCAUGGGGAGAGAAAAAAAAGGUUGAAAAUCAAGUUCAUACCCCAGAGAGGAUACGCCAUCUCCCUGGAAAAGCUGAGCAGCGAAUCCAAAGGAGCUCAAGGAUUCACGCCUCGAAAAAACUCAAAGGAACAAUUUGAAGACUUACGACACUCGAAUAAUAACACGCCUGAUGGGAUUGGGCAGGCUGCCGCCAUGGACCCUGAAGACCUACAGAGACGAGGAUCUCCUGGACCUGAUGCUUCCUACAAACCUAAAAAGAACCCGAAGAGUCGGCGGAGUUCAAAGGUGAACACAGAAGACUCGGCAGAGGAUGAGGAAGUAGACGGACAAGACAAAUCCAAAACUAAACAUUUCAAAGGGAAGCGUAAAAGCAAGACGACCAACACGGCGAGUGAAUCCAGCGAGUGCAGCUCUCAGAGGUCCGAGCCGGCCUGUGCUGAGGGGUUUGCUGAGGAAGACUUGCAUGAUGAAGAAUACGAUGACCUCUACAAACCGAAAAAGCCUUCAAAGAUGAAGGGCUACAAAAAAGGGAGGCGUAAGAGUAAGUCCAAACAUCAGCAGGGUAAGGAUCUAGCAGGAUCUGCAGGGAACCAGCACCUGUCGGAGGCUGCAAAGGCCGAGUGGUUGGCUGCUCAGAGAGAUGGUCGAACCAUCGCUGGAGAGGAUGAAGACGAGGACGAGGACGGGGACACGGACAGUUUGAUGGAGUGGUGGUACACGGUGGAGAAAUGGGACGAGGUGCUCUCAGAUGAAGAAGAUGCAGCCGCCAUAAAGGACGAGACAAAGUCCUUCACCAUUCUGGCGGACAAGGUGGACCGCGGCCUCCGCGUCUUCAACAAAAUAUUCACGGAGCGAGCCGAGCUGCUCUGGCACUCCGUCAUCAUGCUCCACACGCUGGCGGACGACAUCAGCGACUUUCACCACAAAGCCAAGAUUGCCGGCAUCACUGGGGGCACCACCACCGCCGUGGGGGGCAUAGCGGCCAUCGCGGGCUUGGCUCUGGCACCUUUUACCUUGGGGACCAGUCUGGUGAUCACGGCUGUGGGGGCGGGAGUGGCAGCAGCCGGAGGAAUCACCUCGGCGUCUGCAGCCAUCUCGGACAACGUCAAUAACACUAACGAGCGCAAGAAGAUGGAGGUCCUGCUGAAGGAGUACGAGGACCAGCUGGAAGACAUCGCCAACAUCAUUCAUUUUGUCAAUCAGGGCUUGUACAGACUGCGCGGCCACCCCUUCCUCAGGUCGGGCACGCAGCAUUACUCACAGGAGUGGGAGAUCCGCAGGGCUGUGCAGAUGAUCAGCAUGGUGGACUCGCCUGUGAUGAAGGCCACAGAUGUGGUGGACAAGGCGGUCUCCUCGCUGCAGAGCCUUUUUAAGGGCAUGGACAAGUACUUUGUCAAGGACAGCCGUGAGCUGAAGAAAGGCUGCAGGAAGGAGGUGGUGGGUCGCAUCAGGGAGGUGGCCAGCGUGCUGAACGACAGCGUGGUGGACCUUAAUGCCUUUAGGGAGGAGCUGCAGGAAGCCAUUGGACUGGUAUGAGCAGCAGCGCCCCCUGCUGGCCAGCACAACUUUGUGUUAUCUGCUUUUUUUUUCUUUUUUUCCAAAACAAAAUUUUUUGACAGAUUUUUAUUAUCUUAUGCUGUAAAUAAUUCCUGCUCAAGAUUUACCUUCUGACUGUUAGUCUUUUUUGUUUCACUUUAAAAAUCUGCAGCAACACAGGAGUUAAUGUUCCUUUCUGUUUUCAUGGAAAUCACUUAGGGUGGAAUUGUUUUUGCAACAAUACAAACUUUAAUUUUCUAUAUUUAUGUGGAUUUAGUUCAGAUUUUCACCAGAAUGGAUUGCACGUGAGGUAAAUGUUUCAUAUCAACGCCCUCUGAGUUUUUAUGAGUUUUAUCAUUAUUCAAUUUUCAUUUUAAAGAAAUGUAUUUCUGAAGUUGGCUGUUUGAAUUUUCAGCAUAUUUUUGAGUGAAAAGGAUUUAUAAUUUAUUUUAUUGUGUUGACAAGCUACAUUUACUAUUUCUAUAAAUCACCACAAACAGAGAGGACUAUCUUCAGUGAAGCUUUCAUGUCUUUUAACUGAAGUCCCUGCUCAUAGAAAUACCAUCCAUUCGUACAGAUUACCUGUAAAUACUCCAACUGCAUGUGUUUAGAAGUGUUGGUUGCAUGAGCGCUUUUUAUUUUAAGGAUUCAUAUCUGAUGUAUUUAAGUCAUUUUAAGCUGAAUAAAGGCCUCUGUCAAAACUUUGACUUUCCCUAUGAU